AGAGGAUAUUCAAAAAGAAAAAACAAACAAAAACAGAGUAAUACUCUAUCAACAAAAAGAAAAAACAAAAACAGAGUAAUACUGACAGAGUUCAACAUAAAAAAUACUUAAUUCCAUCUCCAUUGGCAUUGUUCAAUUCAGAAGAUUUACAUUAGAAAAAAGGAUAUGGGAGGAGGAACCAUGAACAUUGACCUGCCUAUCAAUCAGCUCAGAACUUCCUCCUCUAACCUAUCUUCUCUGUCUUUUACUUCCAAUCUUAACCUUCCAGAUUCAGCCAAUCAUUCUGCUGCAUCUUUCAAGCCAACUCGCUCUGCUUCUUGUUGCUGCUGUGGUAGCAAAACUUGCAGAAAACUAGAACUUGCAAAUGGAAAAGAUGCUAGAGCAAGUGGGUUUUCAUAUAACUCUGUUUUUGGCCCUGUUCCAUCCCAAUCUGAAGUUCAGACUGCAGCAUCUUUUCUUCAGAAUUUUGGACAUGGUAUAUCUCCAAGUGGGUCAGAGUUGAAAUGGCUUCUAGAGAUGGUAGAGAGACGAGUGCCUAGAACGUUGCUUAGAAGUGUUUACGAUGCUUUUCAGUUGUGGCAAACAGAUCCAUGGGUUCAGAGACUGGUGGUUUCAAUAGCAUCUGAUAAAGCUGUGUGGGAUGCAAUUAUGAAUAAUGAAUUGGUUCGGAAGCUGAGAGAGCCUCUCUGUGCAGAUGAAACUGGAAAGCCUCAGAAUUCAAACGAAGAAGCAGACUUGGGUGCACAAAUUUGGCGGUGGAUUUGUGAAAUCACAAAACUAAAAGUUGUGGAACUGAUUGAGAAAUUUCAAUCACUGAUGGAUGAGAUGUUUUAUCCUCCUCAGACCGAGAAGGGAAACCCUGCUGCAGAUGGUGAGGACCAAUUACGAGACAAAUUAAGAUCUUCAUUGCUUCUCUCGGUUGUCGUCAUUUUAGUUGUGGUUGUGGCUCGACUCCAAAGGCCUUGAUCAUUAUCGUAGGCAGCAAAAGAAAUAGUUGGCGAAGGGCACCUUAAUCAAUAUCAUAGCUCAUCCAAAUAUAAGAAAUUAGUCUCAGACUCUUAAUGUUCAUAUUGCAUGAUUUUUUUUUUUUUUUUUUGGAUAAACAUAAAUAUUGCUACUUUCCACAGAUAAAGUCCUUAGGACAUGUUUUGUGGGCACGACUAGAUUGGAGUGCAUAAAAUUUUUGUGUGUUGCUUAUCUCCAUUCUCUAAUUAGUGCGUUCUUCGGUCAUGAUCAAUUCAUGCUUAUUGUAGGGAAGAAGUAAAAACAACUAAAUUUUUUACAAUUUAUUUUCAUUGGAAUAUAUAAUUAGUUUUGUAUCA
Messenger RNA from Ziziphus jujuba (common jujube), 1322 nucleotides. RefSeq lists its product as uncharacterized. NCBI's taxonomy places the organism in Eukaryota, Viridiplantae, Streptophyta, Magnoliopsida, Rosales, Rhamnaceae. The record is from RefSeq and is a predicted model, not a curated record. The transcript has 4 exons. Bases 166 to 966 code for a protein of 266 amino acids.